Molecule: messenger RNA, 4173 nt
Organism: Larimichthys crocea (large yellow croaker)
Lineage: Eukaryota; Metazoa; Chordata; Actinopteri; Sciaenidae
Gene: ctnnal1
Product: catenin (cadherin-associated protein), alpha-like 1
Exons: 19
Coding region: 398-2671 (757 amino acids)
Biological process (GO): Rho protein signal transduction; cell adhesion
Molecular function (GO): actin filament binding; cadherin binding
Source: RefSeq, a predicted model, not a curated record
UGAGCUGCACUUUGGAAAGCACAACGAGCUGCACAUCAGCAGAGAGAACCUGGAGGUGUGUGUGUGUGUGUGUGUGUGUGUGUGUGUGUGUGUGUGGUUGCCCACUGUGGUGUGCUGCAGUCCGCUUCCCUGCCGCUGUUGAGUAAAGUACAUGGACAUUAGCGGGCGCAGCGGCACAACCACCGAGCCGGAGUGGAUUAAAACAGUGUGCGUGUGCGGAGAGCCACUCGAUAAACGACUGUGUAACCAAUUGCGAAACCCCGGUGUGUAACAGCAAGUCCGCUACACCAGUUUGCAGCUGCGAAACAGCAAAAGGAAAAAAAGAAAGAAAAAAGGCUCUUGGUUGAACUCAAGAGGUGCCGUGCAUUGUGUGUCAGGCAGGGAGAGCUCGGCGGGAAUGGCUUCAUCUCCGUGCGGCAACAGUAACUUUGAUUCCGGUCUGGAAAUCAAAACUCGCUCGGUGGAGCAGACGCUUAUUCCUUUAGUAUCGCAGAUCACCACUCUGAUCAACCAUAAAGACAAGCCAAAGAAGUCAGAGCGCACCCUGGCAGCCAUACACAGGGUGGGCCAGGCAGUGAGUGUGGCUGUGGGGCGUUUUGUUGCUGUCGGGGAGGCCAUCGCCACAGAAAACCAUGAGCUGAAGAAUGAGAUGGGUCAAGCCUGCUUCGAGGCACGCAGAGCAGGUGAUGCCAUAGCCCAGCUGACAGAUGUGGGAUCAGCUUUGCCGACCCCGUCAGACGGACGUAUCACAGUGUUCAGCGAUAGGACAGGGAUGGUGAAAGCUGCCCGCUUGCUGCUCUCCUCAGUCACCAAGGUCCUGGUCUUAGCUGAUCGCAUCGUCAUCAAACAGAUAAUAACAUCACGCAACAAGGUCCUGGUUACCCUCGACCAUCUGGAAAGAGUCAGCACCUUCCAGGAAUUUGUUCAGAUUUUCAGCCAGUUUGGCAAUGAGAUGGUGGAGUUUGCUCACCUCACUGGAGACCGACAGAACGACUUGAAGGAUGAGAAGAAGAAAGCGCGGAUGGCAGCAGCCAGAGCAGUGCUGGAGAAAUGCACCAUGAUGCUCCUCACAGCCUCCAAGACUUGCCUGAGGCAUCCAGAUUGUGAGUCGGCACGGAUCAACAAAGACGCCGUGUUCCAUCGAAUGCGCUGUGCCCUGGAGCAGGUCAUCGAGAUAGUCACUGAGGCACGGAGCUGCGGGGAGAACAAGAUCCUUCCUGCCAGCAUCUAUGACGGCAUCAAGGACUUUAAGUCCAGUGUGGAGUGCCUGCGGGAGAACCUGUACUCCUUGUCACCCCAGAGCAUGAGCAACCAGUUGGAGGCACUCGUGGAGAGGACAGAGGACUUCACUGAUUCGGCCUACACCAGCCAUGAGCAGCGGCAGGCCAUCCUCGGUCUGUGCCAGCUGGCACGCCAGGACACUCAGCAGCUGGUGCACGCCUGGGUUGAGGCGCAGUCUAUCCACGCCAAAGAGGCCACAGAGGACAUGGAGGUGGCCAUCCUGAAGACGUGCCAGAGCGUCAACGACCUCAGGCGAGAGCUCCAUAAGGUUGCAGUCGGCCGUGCCUCAGACUUGCUGAAAGUUCACGGGGAGACGUUGCCUUUACGGGCUCUCAAAGCUGCAGGCGCCGAGGGGAACCUGGAGGCAGUGGCAGAGUAUUCACGCACGCUUACCGAGCAGAAGGAGCAGCUGGUGGAGACGUGCCGGCUGCUGUGCCACGUGUCUGGGUCAGAGCCUCUGGAGAUCACCUGUAUACAUGCUGAGGAGACCUUCCAUGUCAUUGGUCCACAGAUCAUCUCGGCAGCGCAGACGCUUGCCCUCCACCCGUCCAGUAAGAUCGCCAAGGAGAACCUGGAGGUGUUCUGUGAGGCCUGGGAGUCGCAGCUCUGCGACAUGGCCCUGCUGCUGAGAGAGAUCAAUGACGUGUUUGAAGGCAGACGAGGAGACAAAAGACCUUAUUUGUCGCUUCCCAGACCUGGAAAACACUCACUCACUAACUUGAAGACUGCCAAGGCUGUCAAGUUGGAUGCAGAGGAGCAGACGAGCAUUGCCAAGCUGGGUCUGGAGCUUCGUCUGCUGUCGUCAGACGUGGACACAGAGGUGGAGAAAUGGGAGGAGCAGGAGCACGACAUUGUCCGACAGAGUCAGAGCCUGGCCAGUAUGGCCUACAACAUGCACCUGUUUACCAGAGGGGAGGGACUGCUGAAAACAACACUAGAUCUUUUUCAUCAAGCAGAGGUUCUUUCUGAAGAGGGGCUCCAACUGUGCUCAUUUCUCCGCAUUUUUUCCACCCAGCUGGUUGAUGAGGAAAAGUCUUUGGUGGUGACAGAGAUGGAGAAACUGGUGGCAUUGUGCCAACAGCUGCAGAUGGGGGCCAAGACUCCCAUACAAGGCAAGACUGCCACCUUCCAGAAGGUGGAUUCAUCCAUUCAGACAACUAAAGGUAUCUUGACUGUGGUCCUCUCCCUCCUCCCAUUCUGCAACAAGCUCAACAGAAAGUACAAGUCUGAGAGGAGUAGCCUGGGUUCCCCACAGGACUGGAGAGAGAGGCAGGAUGCAUCCACACCUGUCAAAGAGGAAGGAGCUCUCAACAGCAAGAAUAGCAACGGCUUUGGUGUCAAAUCUUUGGAGCAGCACAUGGCCGGUCUCAACCUCCUAGAGAGCAAAUAAUCCAGGAAAUAGUCACCUCCCUUUUCCACUAUUCUCCCUUGGAGCAGCACAUAGCCAACCUCACCUUUUUCUGGAGGACGUGUAAUCCAGAAAAUACUUCACGCCCCUCAUCCACAUGCACCCACCAGAGGGUGGGCUAGAAUCAUGGGGUGAAGAUGGUUGCCUGGGUCAGUCAGAGUUUUGUAUUUGCUGUUUUGGAUGAUAAAUUGUUGAGGUUUACAGAGGAAAAAGCAGAUCCAAGCUCUCUGUGCCCCAAGGUAGCUUGUUCCCUGAAGCACCAGUUCCAUUCCAGUCCACAAGAUGGAGACAAUCAGCCAAUACUAUGACUUUGCCAUUUGCAGUGAGCCUCUGUAAAGAGCGAGAGGGGCCUGACACAAACCUGAUUUCAGAGUCACUUUUAUCACUGAUCUGGAUGUUGAGUUGAUAAACUGCUCAGAAAUCAGGAAAGAGCUCCUGCUGAUGCUCAGCCAUACAUCUGUCUUCACUACGUGCCUCUGUGUAACAAGCCUAAUUGCUUUGUGGUGUUCUGUAAACGUGUCGCACGUUAAGCCUAAUGAAAAAAAGAAAACGACACAGUGAAAUGGCUGAAAACUCACCAUGCAUGAAGCCAUCAUCGCCAAAACCUUGUGUUUGUUUAUGGUCAAUGUGUCAUAGGUUUGUAUUGUUAACACUGUAAUAUUAUCCAUAGUGGUACAUCCUGUCUUUGAUCACUGGCAUUGCAGUUAGCAUCUCACUUGGAUAAAGAAGUAUUUUAAAAAGACAACCAUGACAUAUGAUUAAUAUCUAAUUCCCAUACAGUUUGCUAUGGAGUGUUGUCUCAUGUGCCAUGUUAGUUAACAGAAUGCAAAAAUCAUGAUGAUUUAAUGCCAAAUAUGAUUGUCCUCAUGAAGAUGCUGUCAUCUUCUUCUUGCUACUUGUAUAAAAUUAUAAAGCUCUUAAUCCCUUCAGUGUACAAAACUGGAGAUUUUUAUUUGGGCCUGGUUCCACUGAAAAGUCAGAUAAAGCUCAUCGCUAUGCUUUUGGGAUGUCAGGACCUCACUUUAUACUGUCCGAGGUAUUAUUAAAUCAUUCUCUGUAUACGGUUAUACAUUUUCUCACAAAUGAAAUGAAACUGAAUUCUGAACUGGCACCAAAUGGAGCCUUGAAGUGUACUUGUUAUGAAGACUAUCAUUGUGAAGCUGCCUAGUAGGCCAGUAUGUAUUAAAUGGUAUAUGGUAUCUAUAAAAUGGUACUUGAAGCAUAGACAUAUAUAUAUAUAUAAACAGUAUAUACAGUAAGUAUCCUGAGGUAAUGACUUUGGUACUAACUCGGUGAGGGUGUGAUAAUGACUGAAAUGAAUUAAGCUUUAGAGACGCUUUGUACAGUCAGAGCAGCUAAGGAUGCUGGGUAUUAUAGUGGCGCUACAGAUGUGAAGAAAUCAGAUCUAGUUUUGGACCAUGUAUUCUUUUGACAACUGAAAGGUUAAAAGUGACACAUAAAAAUAAACAAUAUUUUUUCUUAAA